This is a messenger RNA of Annulohypoxylon maeteangense, 1298 nucleotides long. RefSeq names its product 3-oxoacyl-reductase. The transcript has a single exon. The coding region runs from base 368 to 1252 and encodes 294 amino acids. Gene Ontology annotation, molecular function: oxidoreductase activity, acting on the CH-OH group of donors, NAD or NADP as acceptor. The record is from RefSeq and is a predicted model, not a curated record. NCBI's taxonomy places the organism in Eukaryota, Fungi, Ascomycota, Sordariomycetes, Xylariales, Hypoxylaceae.
CCUAUUGAGUAAACACGACGACGAAUAGCAGUCUUCCGUCACAUGCCAACCAAGACCCAAAGCUACCUACCCCGCUAUAGAGUGCAUAGAGCCCUGAAUCUAGCCAGGUACAGAGCAUAGCGUCGACGCCCUUGCCCUGCAUCUGUCACACCUCGUUCAAGUUCUUAAACGACGACGACAUUGAAUCCCGGUCCUAACCUCUACCGAGUGAAUCUUCACCUUCCAAUUCCUCCUACCGACCGUCGCCUCUCGACCCUUGACCCAGACGACAGAAUUAAACACCAUAUCUAUCCAUAUCCAUACACAUAGAGAGGAGAAGAGAAGAGAAGAGAGAAGACGACAAUCCAUAGUUACCACAAUCUUCAAAAUGCCCGCGAUAAACCUCCUAGCAGGCAAAACCGCCAUCAUAACAGGCGGAACCACCGGCAUCGGUCGCGCCAUCGCCCUCGAGUACAUCCGACAAGGCUGCAACGUGGUCGUAAACCACCUCGGCCUCGCCAGCGACGCGGCGCACCUCGAGUCCCUCAUCUCCGAAGCCGCAUCACUCAAAGCCCUUUCCCCUCUCGAGGGCCUGACAAUAGGAACCCUCGACCACAUCCCCGGCGACGUCUCCCACCCAACCACGGGUCCCGCCCUCGUCGCCCGCGCCGUCUCCCUCUUCGGCCGUCUCGACAUAUGUGUGAGCAACGCGGGGAUAUGCCAAUUCGCCGAGUUCCUAACAUUGACGGGGGAUCUAUUCAGCAAGACCGUACGCACGAACCUCGACGGCGCAUUCUACGUUGUCCAAGCCGCAGCGCGACAAAUGGCCUCUCAACCACCCUUCCCCACAACCACAACCCCCUCUCCAUUCUCCGCUCCAGCCCCGUCCUCCUACUCCCCGCAAGUCCACCGUGGGUCGAUAAUAGCGCUAUCCUCUAUAUCUGCCCUCGUAGGCGGCGGCGAGCAGACGCACUACACGCCCACGAAAGCGGGCGUGCUAUCGCUGAUGCAGAGCUGCGCCGUGGCUCUCGGCAGCCAUGGCAUUCGAUGCAAUGCGCUUCUUCCGGGGACGAUCCGCACGCAGCUCAAUGAUGAAGAUCUCGCUGACGACACCAAGCGUGCCUAUAUGGAGGGCCGCAUCCCGCUGGGUCGGACGGGAGACCCGCGCGAUAUGGCGGGUCCGGCCGUCUUCCUCGCCUGCGACGAGCUGAGCGGAUACGUGACGGGUGCGCAGCUGUUGGUCGAUGGGGGUUUGUUUGUGAAUCUGCAGUGAUUCUUGGUGAUAGUCUGUUGUACCUAACCUACCUUACUAUCUACUU